CAGGAAGAAGCAGCAGAAUUUAGACAAACAUGUUUUGUAUUUUGAACAUUUCCUCUCCAACUUAUCAUUUUUCUAACGAAUGAUAAAACAGUACAAUAAUCAUUUCUCCCUGAACCAUGGACUCAGACAGCAUUAUUCCAGAAUCAUUUGACAGCAGAAAUAUGUACUCAGGAAGAAUAUGGCCCUAUUAUCAAAAAUAUCCAAUGCUUCUUACAUACGGACUCAUGGCACUUUCAUAUAUAUUGAUCUUGACUCUCUUCAUAAUGGUUUUAUCGAGCUCUACAAAUUAUAGCUCUACAGCGGACAGCAAAGUUCAGACAGAAAUUGUUUCCUUCAAGACAAAUAUUUCCGGUCUUUCUUCAAAAGUGAUCCAACUAGAAAAGACUGCUUACAAGGAAACAUGUGAGAGUAGCUGGCUAAAUUUCAAAAGCCACUGCUAUUUCAUCACUUCUACAAAGACUAACUGGAUGAAGGCUCGGACAACAUGCAUAUCCAAGGGAGGUGACCUUGUUGUAAUCACAAGUCAGGAAGAACAGCUUUUCCUGAUGUCCAAGGUCAGUUAUAAAACUAACCGAUAUUGGAUAGGCUUGAGCGAUAUGGAGGAUGAAGGUGUGUGGACAUGGGUUGAUGGAACAGGCUAUGAAAGAUCAUACAAGAACUGGAGAAAAGGAGAACCUAAUGACUUUGAGUCUAACGAAGACUGUGCUCACGUGUGGCUUGAUGGCGAGUGGAAUGAUGUGCACUGCACAUAUGAGAAUUGUUUUGCCAUUUGUGAAAAAAAGCUAAGCUGACCACUGACCACUGCCACCAAUAUGUCAGUGAUGCAUACAACCCAUACAUAUUUUAUUGUGUAGAUAUACUACGGUAAUCAUAAAACUAAAUUUAUCAUUUAAAAUUGGACUUUAAAAGUGAUCUAAAUAUCUAAAUAGAAUAAGGAGUGUUUUGCUAGAAGUAACUAGUAACUUAAUC
Pelobates fuscus (common spadefoot toad) is the source of this 969-nucleotide messenger RNA. RefSeq names its product hepatic lectin-like. The record is from RefSeq and is a predicted model, not a curated record. The transcript has 7 exons. The coding region runs from base 117 to 791 and encodes 224 amino acids. NCBI's taxonomy places the organism in Eukaryota, Metazoa, Chordata, Amphibia, Anura, Pelobatidae. Gene Ontology annotation, molecular function: signaling receptor activity.